AUGUCCAUCCUUCUUCCCCUUUACAUCUACCCCUGGGCCGGGGCAUGGGAUCCACUCUACUCGGCAGCUAGAACCCACCCCAAUCUCAACAUCACCGCUAUUAUCAACCCCUGCUCGGGUCCUUGCGCAAAUGGCAUCGCUGAACAGCCCUACAUCACCGAAAUACCGAAGCUCAAGCAGUACCCUAAUAUCCGGACUCUGGGAUAUGUAGCCACGAAUUACACUAACAAACCGAUUGAUGCUGUCGUGCAAGAGAUAUAUACGUAUGCGAACUGGACGAAAACUAUGAAUAAUCCGAGUCUAGCCAUGGAUGGGAUUUUCUUUGAUGAGGUGCCGGGCACGUAUGACUGGCACUAUAGGGACUAUCUGAAUCUAGCAAAGGACGCGGUUAAAGCUAGUAGUGGUUUGGGCCAAAAAUUUAUCGUCCAUAACCCUGGCACCAUCCCCAACAUUAAUUGGAACUACCUCGAAAUCGCCGACGUCACCGUUGUCUACGAGGAAACGUAUAUGAAUUUCCUCGACGCGCCGAAUUUCAAUGCCUUGAAAGCUCUCUCCAACAACACACACUUUCCGAAGUCAAAAAUGGCGGUCAUGUUGCACACUGUGCCGAAUAUUCCAGAUGAUCUGCUAGAUUGGACAGCAAAGCAGCUGAAGGAUAUGGUGGGUUGGAGCUUUAUGACUAGCGUCCAGACCAAAGGGGAAUGGUGGCAUAGCUUCUCACCUCUAUUUGCGCCGUUCUUCAACGCUGUGGAUAGAAACAAGUGA
Lindgomyces ingoldianus is the source of this 765-nucleotide messenger RNA. RefSeq lists its product as uncharacterized. NCBI's taxonomy places the organism in Eukaryota, Fungi, Ascomycota, Dothideomycetes, Pleosporales, Lindgomycetaceae. The coding region runs from base 1 to 765 and encodes 254 amino acids. The record is from RefSeq and is a predicted model, not a curated record. The transcript is spliced from 3 exons.